Molecule: messenger RNA, 780 nt
Organism: Encephalitozoon hellem ATCC 50504
Lineage: Eukaryota; Fungi; Microsporidia; Unikaryonidae
Product: Myb-like transcription factor
Exons: 1
Coding region: 1-780 (259 amino acids)
Source: RefSeq, a predicted model, not a curated record
AUGCUGGAAGAGGGGGCACUGAGCAAGAGGCUUGAAAAGCUGUACAUGGACUACAUAGAGAUAGAGAAGAUCUUGAAGAGGCUGAGGGACAUAAAGAGGCAGUGUUCGUACAAAAGCACUGCAGCCAAGCCGAAGAAAAAGGAGUCUGUUUCUUUGUCUGUUGAGGCGGACGUGAAGCUGGAUGAGAGUUUCCGGAAGGCAACAAAGAACUGCAUGAGGUUUGACCUCGGCGAUCCUUUCUGGAAGGAGAUAUCCAGAAGAUUUAACAUUCCAAGGAAUGAGUGCUUCAACAGAUGGAUUAACAAAGUAGAGGACUUUGAUAGAAAGCUGUGCCGAAAUGACAUGGAUAGGGUUAAAGAAAUGAACGACGAGGGAAAGGAUUGGAUUGAGAUAUCCAGGGAGAUGGGAUGCAGGCCACUAAAAGUGUUUGUUGAGCAUCUUCGGUUGAAUACUACAUCUGUGCCCAAGAUGUGGAGUGUGGAGGAAGAUAGGCUCCUAGAGCAAGGCGUAGAGAAGUAUGGCCUUUCAAAAUGGAGAUAUGUUUCUAAGAUAGUUGGGACAAGGACUGGAAAGGAGUGUGCGAUGAGAUUUUAUUUCCUCAAUAAGAAUGUCCGAAAAGGAAAGUGGACUAAGGAUGAGAAGGAGAGGCUUGUUGAGGGGGUAGGGAUAUAUGGAGAAGGGGAUUGGCGGGGCGUAAGCACCCAUGUGAUGACGAGGAAUCCUAUCCAGUGUAGAUCUAAAUACAUGGCUGAAACAAAGAAUAAGAAGGAUAAUAAAUAG